Pecten maximus is the source of this 3871-nucleotide messenger RNA. RefSeq names its product IgGFc-binding protein-like. The transcript is spliced from 10 exons. The coding region runs from base 67 to 2016 and encodes 649 amino acids. Lineage: Eukaryota; Metazoa; Mollusca; Bivalvia; Pectinida; Pectinidae. The record is from RefSeq and is a predicted model, not a curated record.
CUAGAUGCCUGUAUAAACUUGUGUUAAGGCGAAAUGUGUCAUUAGAUUUACGCCUGCGAUAUUUGAAUGUGUUUUCUGAUGGGUUCACACACUUUACUCGGCAACAUUGUUGUUCUUCUUGUCAGCCUUCAAUAUACCAUCGCCCUUCGAUGUUUACGUUGUAAUGGAGUCACUCAACCGCAACUAUGUUCCGGUAUUGAACACUGUCCGGAUGGAGAGAUUUGUGUGACUGAAUCCUAUCGAACUGAUGAAGGAAAAACCUUAUUUAACGUUGGAUGCAUGUCUACACAGAGAUGCUCAUUGACUCCCCAUGGAAACAGUUCCGCCAAUUUUCAAGACACUAAUGGAACACAUGUCCAGCAUGUAUGUACAGAGUGUUGCCAUGGUGACCUGUGUAACGCUGCAAGGUGUGGUGCGGACGGAUAUCCGCAAGAAAGAGGGCCUGUAUGUUUAACUUGUGCUCAAACACGUGACCCCGCCGAAUGUGACGUCAUAUCAGUUUGUGCUCAAGGAGAGGUUUGUCACAUUGAAGAAAUCUACCAGUUUGGUGAUACAUUUUACAAAACUAGCUGUGUACAGAAUACUGACCGGGAAUGUGCUCCCCCUCCAGUAUACAACCCAGUAGAGAUCGGCAGGCGGGCUACCCGACGUGGAAACUGUUUCUUAUGUUGUCCGGAUGACCUCUGUAAUACCAAAUGCAAUGCAACUCCAUCGUUAGUGCCAUCAACAACGCAACCAACAAGUCUGUCACCAACAUCACACCACGGGUCUAAAGGAACCGAGUUUUUCCUGAUGUUUAUGAGGAAUUUGAACUAUGAUUACUCCCGUAUCACUCUCAGUACUACUGUUACAUUUUCUGCUCCUGAAGCACAAAUCCAAGUGAUUACAAGUUUGAAUUCAACAUCAAAACUUGUCUCUGGUCCAGCCAACCGUUUUGAUAUAGACGCCAAUUUUACCAUGCGACAUACUGGCAAGACAAACAAAGGGAUCAUUGUAACUUCAAACAUACCAAUAUCAGUCACGGCUUCCAAUUUUUUUAAUUGCUGUGUGGCGGAGGAUUACCUGGCUCUACCGAUAGAGUCUCUUGGUGUAUCUUAUAUCGUGGGUACGUUUAGGUCAACCAGUACUUUCGGGGGCCAGUUUGCAGUCGGAGCGCCGUACGACAACACAGUGGUUAAUAUUACACUCAGUUCCCCAGAGGUUUACGUCCCCUCCAAGUAUCACAGAGAAGGAGACACAAUCACCGUUGUGCUUGACAAAUUAGAUACGUUUCUUCUAGAUCCAGACUAUUACACUCUUAAAGAUUUGACGGGCACUCGUAUCGUUAGUGAUAAACCAAUAGCAGUAGUAUCUGGACACCGAUGUUCUGCUGGGCAUGACUACUGUAACCAUUUAGUGGAGUAUCUACCUCCCGUGUCUAAAUGGGGGUCAAAGUUCCUGGUUCCACCUCUCAGAAGUGCUAGAGCUAGUUACAUCAGGAUUGUCACCUCUGAAAACAACACUAAUAUCAAUGUCACUGCAAAACUAUACACCAAGCAUUAUAGUAUAUCUAAUUUCACUGAUAUCGUUACACUUCCAUACAAGCCUUACGUCGUCUCCAGUGACAAACCGAUACUCGUCCUGUUGUUUCCUAUAAGAGAAUCAAUCGGGAUGACCAUUGUGCCAUCAAUAGACCAGUUUUCACAUGGCCCUGUGCUCAUUGCGCCCCCUGUUAGAGCCUCGGACUUUGAAAACUUCAUUGUGGUGACAAUUCGGCAUAAUGAUCAGUCCGAACUAAUGCUCCAAUCCGUUAGCGGGACCGACUUGCCAAUUGUUGGAUAUCAGAAAUUCACUGAUGUUGACGGCGAGGAGUACAGCUUCAUUUCAGUCACAUGCAACGAUAACCAGACCUGCUCUAUUUCAGAUACAGAUAACAAUGUGACAUUUAGUGUUAUUGCAUACGGAUUUAGAAAACCGUUCAAACAUAUAAAAUCAAUAGAAACGUAUGCUUAUCCCGGAAAUCUUGGUGUAUUUUAACUGGAAAAGAUGAAAUUUCGCUAUAGAAAUAUAUCUAUUUUAAAUUUGAUCGAUACAAUAUAGUAUUUUGAAUGGUUGUGUGUUCUUUAUCUGUUUUUCGUUUGUAGACCCAUGAUCAAUAUGGAUUGGGAUAGGGAUUAAAACAAAAUUAAUGUGAAGCAUCUUUUACCACAUACAUCACGGUCAUGAGCAUGGGUGAAAGACGAAAGAAUAUACAUACACAGGCAAUAUUCUUUCAAGUGAAAUUCAUAUGAAAAAUAUUGAGGUGACAUUCACAUUAAUUUCAUGUGAAUUUCGUCCGUUGGUUUCACUUGAAUUUCAGGUGAAUUUCACGUAAAAAAAUAUUCGUGUAAAUUUCAUGUGAAGGAAUAUAUCUUGAUGUACUUUAAUCUUAACGUCGUGCGAGACAUCCAAUCUAUUCUUUGACAGGGGAUAUUUAUAACCAUCAUACAAACAUGUCAGCAAACGUGACCUUUGUUUGGCCAAUUUCAUGUCUAGAAUAAUAUGAUCAAAUGCGUAUGUUGUUUACAUUGUCACAAAAAGGGCCUUAAUAAAAAAAUAUCUAAUACACAAUUAAUCAAGUCCAUCCUUUCUAAUACAGACUCUUGCCUUGAUAUUAGUAACAGACAUAUAUUAACAGUAUUGAUAGUAUGACAUAAUCUACAUCGGAUCCGUUAUUCAUAUUUUUUUUAAUUCUUCAUCUUCCUUCCUUUUUGCGUCUUCCUGUAGUUUCCUUUCGCGUUAUCUUACCUGUUUUGUGACGUCAUUUAGGAUCUGGACAUUUGGAAAUACUGGUGAUAGAUUUUGUGAAUAGUUCUUUCAUUUUAUCUGAUUCUAGUUAAACAAGGAUGGGCCAGCUUUUUAGUUCUCAUAUGCUUUUGUUCGCUUUCCUACCAAAAUAACUUCACCGUUUCUUUCAUAACUAUGUUUGUAACAUAACGUAAAUCAGUUCUUGAAAUCAAAACUCCUUAACCUUUUUUGUAUUUUACAAAAUUAGUAAAUAUUUGUGUAAUUUUUAGAUAUGGAAUCAAAACAUCCACAAAUAUAUACACGUAUAGCAGAAGGUAAGCAUUUAUUAUCUGACAACUAUUAAUAACUAUGAUAGUGCUAUGAAAUGCAAAUUAAGUUACCUAAGUGUAAAUAAUUAAGUUGAUUCAGCGGUGUUCAUUUUCCUAAAGGUAUAUUCCAAAUAUUUUUACUAUACAAAUUAAUAGAGACAAAUUGACUUCGUUGGUCGGAGAACGUUUUCAUUCAUUUCAAAUAAGUACUAGACAGUCAUCGUUAAUAAUAUGAACUCAAACUCAAUUCAUAUUUUAAAGAAUAUUUUAUUUUUGAACAAACAUAAUGUCAUCAUAAUCAAUCCAUAUUACAACGAGCAAUACUCUAUAGGUCAUCGUCGUUUUCACAGGAAAUGUUUAUCCAUCUAAUGAUGAAGUAUUUUACACUAUACUGUUGAGUAUUCACUGUAAAAAUCACUGAACAAACACAUACUUAAAACCUAUUUUACCUUAUCAUAUAUGAAACUGAUUUUAGAUUUUGACAGUUACUCGCAUAUAUUAAAAUGUAACCGUAUGUUUUAAAAACAUAAAAGAUGAGUAAAAGCAUUUUAGGCGUACCUUUUUCAUUCAAAAGAAAUAUGAAGUAUGCAAAAAAGUUGCCUCCCUUUUCACAUCAAUUUUGCAUUGGUUGAUAAUACUUAGCAUUUUAAUAUCUGAAGUUGACAUUGAAAUAACUCGUUGUUAAAAGAAUCAAUAGUGGCAGGCAACAUAAUGAUUAUAAUUAUAAUUAUUUUGAGGAAAACUAUAAUUGAAACAAUCUGUCUAAUCAAAUGUAUGAAGAUGGCUGUAUUGAAAAC